AUGUCACCAGUGUUUCCCAUGUUAACAGUUCUGAGCAUGUUUUACUAUAUGUGCCUUCGGCGCCGAGCUAGGACAGCAACGAGGGGAGAAAUGAACAGCCGGAGGGCUAUUGAAUCAAACACCCGAGCCUUACCUAUCAACGUUGAAAUAGUUCAGUAUGCCAAAGAAGUGUUGGAUUUCAGCUCUCACUAUGGUAGUGAAAACAGCAUGUCAUACACCAUGUGGAAUUUAGCAGGUAUUCCAAACGUGUACCCUAGUUCUGGUGACUUCACUCAGACUGCUGUCUUUCGAACUUACGGGACCUGGUGGGAUCAUUGCCCUAGUGCUCGGCUGCCGUUCAAGAGAACACCACCCACCUUCUGUAGCCAGGACUAUGUGGAACUUGCCUUUGAGGAACCAGUUUAUCCUACUGCAGUGCACAUUCUGGAAACGUACCAUCCUGGAGCUGUAGUCAGGAUUUUGGCAUGCUCUGCAAAUCCUUACUCACAAAAUCCACCAGCUGAAGUAAGAUGGGAAGUCCUUUGGUCCGAGGCACCUACAAAGGUGAAUGGUCCUCAGGCUCGGCAGUUCACCCCUUGUAUCAAACAGAUCAACUUUCCCACAAACUUAAUCCGACUGGAAGUGAACAGCUCUCUUCUGGACUAUUACACAGAAUUGGAUGCAGUUGUGCUACACGGGGUGAAAGAGAGACCUGUGCUCUCACUUAAGACUUCCAUGAUUGAUAUGAAUGAUAUUGAUGAAGAUGAGGAUGAAGAGAAGUACAGCUGUGGAAUGGACAAUGUUAAUAAACAGUUCAGCAUUGUUGCCCUCAGGGAAUGGCCGACUAAUGGAUAUUUUGAUAAACUGCCUUAUGAGCUCAUCCAGUUGAUUUUGAGUCACCUCACAGUACCAGACCUGUGUAGACUAGCGCAAACUUGUAAGCUACUAUAUCAACAUUGCUGUGAUCCUCUACAAUACAUUCAUCUCAGUUUACAACCUUACUGGGCAAGAAUUAAUGACACAUCCCUGGAAUACCUACAGUCUCGCUGCACUCUCAUCCAGUGGCUGAAUUUAUCUUGGACUGGAAACAGGGGAGCCAUCUCUGUUUCUGGAUUCAGCAGGUUCUUGAAAGUUUGUGGCUCUGAAUUAGUACGUCUUGAGUUGUCUUGUGGCCACUUCCUCAAUGAAACAUGCUUGGAGGUUAUUACUGAAAUGUGUCCAAAUCUGCAGGAGUUAAAUCUCUCAUCAUGUGAUAAAAUACCACCUCAGGCUUUCAACCACAUAGCCAAAGUGGGCAGCCUAAAGCGUCUCGUUCUCUACCGAACAAAAGUGGAGCAAACAGCCCUGCUCAAUAUUCUGAACUUCUGCUCGGAGCUGCAGCACCUCAGCCUGGGCAGCUGUGUCAUGAUUGAAGACUAUGAUCUCAUAGCAAGCAUGAUGGGAGCAAAAUGCAAAAAGCUUCGCAGUCUGGAUUUGUGGAGAUGUAAAAACAUAACUGAAAGUGGAAUAGCAGAAUUAGCUUCAGGCUGUCAGCUUCUGGAAGAACUUGAUCUUGGUUGGUGCCCUACAUUACAGAGCAGCACAGGUUGUUUCACAAACCUUGCACGUAAACUCCCGAACCUGCAGAAGCUCUUUCUUACAGCCAACAGGUCCGUGUGUGACACAGACAUCGAGGAGCUCGCUGCUAAUUGCACCCGUUUACGGCAGCUGGAUAUAUUGGGGACGAGGAUGGUAAGCCCUGCAUCUUUAAGAAAAUUGCUGGAGUCUUGUAAAGAUCUUUCUUUACUCGAUGUGUCCUUCUGUUCACAGAUUGAUAAUAGAGUUGUCCUGGAACUAAAUGCCAACUUCCCUCAUGUGUUCAUAAAAAAGAGUUUCACCCAGUGACUUACUACAUAUGCUGCUGUGGAAUUCAUUUGACAGAGUUGUUUCCUGUGAAUUUGUGCUGACUUUAUUUUUAAGAAGAGUAUAACUCCCCUAUGAAAUAUUGGAAAGUAGUAAUUAUCUACGCAGAUGGGUAAAAUACAUUUAAAUAUAUUAUG
Molecule: messenger RNA, 2018 nt
Organism: Chaetura pelagica (chimney swift)
Lineage: Eukaryota; Metazoa; Chordata; Aves; Apodiformes; Apodidae
Gene: FBXL4
Product: F-box and leucine-rich repeat protein 4
Exons: 7
Coding region: 1-1863 (620 amino acids)
Biological process (GO): SCF-dependent proteasomal ubiquitin-dependent protein catabolic process
Cellular component (GO): SCF ubiquitin ligase complex
Molecular function (GO): protein binding
Source: RefSeq, a predicted model, not a curated record